AUGCCCUCCUUGGCACAAUGGGCUGGCACGCCAUCCAUCAAAGGCUCGAGUGAGAGCACACGCAUGGCGUUGCUCACAGCUUCGCUCAUCGGCCUACAGAUAACAUGGAACGUCGAAAUGACCUACUGCACCCCCUACCUCCUUGAGCUCGGCCUCACCAAAUCCCGCAUUUCCCUGGUCUGGGUCGCCGGUCCACUUUCAGGUCUGAUCAUGCAGCCUGUCGUCGGCGUGAUCGCCGACCGCUCGACCUCGCGCUAUGGUCGGAGACGCCCGUUCAUGGUUGGCUGCACCAUCCUUACAUCCCUGUUCCUGCUGCUGCUCGGCUGGACAAAAGAAGUGGUGGCCUUGUUUGCGAGCGAUAAGGAGACGAUCAAGAACGCGACGAUAGUGCUCGCCGUGUUCAGUAUCUACGGCAUUGACUUCGCAAUCAACGCUGUGCAGGGCAGCUGUAGAGGUUUGAUUGUAGACACGCUGCCAAUUCCGAAGCAGCAGGCUGGGAGCAGUUGGGCAAGUCGCAUGGUCGCUGUGGGGAGUUUGAUUGGAUAUGGUGCUGGGGCACUCAAACUUGAGGCUGUCUUCGGGACAUUGCUGGGCGAUACGCAGUUCAAGCAACUUACCGUUGUGGCGGCGUUCUGUUUGUGUCUGACCGUGGGGAUCACAAGUUGGGCAGUGACAGAGAGGGUGUUGAUUGGACGUGGUGGUGAGGAGAAGCUGAGUGCAUUCAAGGUUCUUACCGAUCUUGCAAAGUCGACGUUCGAUCUGCCUGCGAGCAUUAAAGCCAUCUGCCAUGUACAGUUCUGGGCAUGGAUAGGCUGGUUUCCGUUCCUCUUCUACAGCACGACUUGGGUAGGUGAGGUCUACCUCCGCUACGAUGCGCCCGCCUCUGUCAAGGCCUCAAACGACAUGACUGGACAGGUCGGUCGCAUCGGCUCGCUGGCGCUCAUUGGUUUUUCGAUCAUCACAUUUAUCAUGUCUGUGCUGCUUCCUUUCGUCGUCAAGAGCCCAGAAGGCGGAGAAGCUCCUUUUACCGCGCGGCCGCCUGCCAAAAUCGCCACUCUCGUAGAGAAGGCUGGACGAUUCAAGCCAAGCCUCCUCACGGCGUGGACAAUCAGUCAUGGCGUCUUCGCAGGCGCUAUGUGUCUGGCACCCUUUGUUCAGUCUUUGCGCAGCGCCACCCUCAUCAUCGGCAUAUGCGGCAUUUCCUGGGCAAUAAGCUGCUGGGCGCCCUUUGCCUUCCUCGGCGUAGAAAUAAACCGCCUCUCCUCAACACCGUCCUACGUCCCCCUCGGUCGCAACUCAAUCGAGCUCGAUACGCCUUCUACCCUGCACCUCGACCAACCGGACUCCGAGGCGCAGUCCACAGGCGAGGGCAGCGGCAAGUACCUCGGUAUCAUGAACGUAUACACGACGCUCCCGCAAUUCGUCGGAACGGGAAUCUCGUACGUCGUCUUCUCGCUGCUGGAGCCGGGGAAGAGUCCCGAGCUGAGUGACGCGCCGGAGGAAGAACAUCACAGCACCGAAGGCGUCAAUGCCAUCAGCGUCUGUCUCUUCAUUGGAGCAGUUUGCGCGGUUGUUGCUGCGUUCACAACUGUAAGGCUGGGCAAGAUUGCGAGGUAUUGA
This is a messenger RNA of Ascochyta rabiei, 1620 nucleotides long. RefSeq lists its product as uncharacterized. Gene Ontology annotation, cellular component: membrane. Gene Ontology annotation, molecular function: sucrose:proton symporter activity. The record is from RefSeq and is a predicted model, not a curated record. Bases 1 to 1620 code for a protein of 539 amino acids. Lineage: Eukaryota; Fungi; Ascomycota; Dothideomycetes; Pleosporales; Didymellaceae. The transcript has 4 exons.